Messenger RNA from Phytophthora nicotianae INRA-310, 387 nucleotides. RefSeq lists its product as hypothetical. Lineage: Eukaryota; Oomycota; Peronosporomycetes; Peronosporales; Peronosporaceae. The record is from RefSeq and is a predicted model, not a curated record. Bases 1 to 387 code for a protein of 128 amino acids. The transcript is spliced from 4 exons.
AUGCAGAAGGUGGAGAUCGCUAUUCGGGUACUCAGCAUAUGCUACGCGGUGGGCAUCGGCGUCAUGAUCCUUCGCUUGCAAGGCGAGGAUACCAGCUACAUCAUGCUGCAGGUGGUUUUUACUAUGGUUUUCACGUGUCCCUGCUUGUGGGCUAUCAUUAGGUGUUGUCGCGACUACGCUGCUCGGCGCAAGAUGGUGGUGCUACCCGAGAAGAAGCCCAAGAAGAAACCCGACAUUGCCGUGGCCACCGGCAAGGCAGUGCAGCGCACACAGGCCGAGAUCCUCGCGGAACAGCGCGAGCGGGUCAAGAAUCUCCACGGUGUGGGCGAGAAGAAGCUCAAGCCCAAGGUGCCCAAGCGCAAGGGCCCUCCCUCCAAGAAGAACUGA